AUGAAAUCCAACGGGAUGAUGCCUAUUUCCCCACGGCAGAAAGAUGGGAAAGAUCGGAAUCCUCGAUCACUGGAGGACGAAUAUGUCGUCUUCCUCCAAGGGAUUCCACCACAGUGCCGGUGGCAGGAGUUGAAGGACUUUGUUCGCCAGACUGCAUUGCAUAUCCGCCAAGCGGUGGUAUAUGAUGAUUGCCACGGCCAUCCGACAGGCCUAGGUCAGAUUAUAGUGAAGAACGAGGACGAGGCAUGGCGCACAUAUAAUCGACUGUCGACGAAUGGAUGGAACGGACACAGUCUCACAGUGACUCUCUCACUGGCUAGUGAGCCGACAAAACCUAUAGCAGGACCAACAAAAAGCCCAUCCCUAAGCGGAAUGCCAUAUGCCUCGGGAUUCUCUGCUCCCCCAGUCACUUCAGCUCCGAUGGGAGCCAGUCCAGCGUGCGUUCCAAACCAGGAUAUGCCGGCAUCGCCUACAUUUACUCAACCGCCAGACCACCAGCACCCGCCAUUCAUGGCGCCCUUGCCAGGUGCUUGCCAUCCGCCGUAUGUUCAAUUCCCAGAGUCAGUCGGGUAUCAUGUCCCCCUAGUCUUUCCCGGCGAGAACGCUUUCUUCGUACCUCAUCCAGCAUUCUAUCCGCCAUCGUUUGAUUCAUAUCAAUUCGGACAGCCGCGAUACAUGACGAACAACUGCAUCCAAGCCUACCCCGGUUUCUUUCCUCACCGACACAGUCUAUCUGGCCCUAGCGUUGGGGUCGCAUCGGGCAUGAACCACGAGUAUGGCACACCAAUUUCACGAAACAUCUUCAUUCAUAAUCUCAGCCAUGAAACAACCCCACAGCUCCUGAAGGAAUAUCUCCGUACCGCAGGGAUCAUUGAACGAUGCGAUGUAUUUGACCGAAAGAUCGGCGGCAGCACGCGGACCUGUGCCAUAGUGGCUUUCCGGAACAAGGAAGAAGCCAAACGAGCCAUUGCGCUGUUUGAUAACUCCAUGUUCAGGGGGUCGCGGAUAAGAGUUCGUUUCGAUAGGGAGCGUGGCGGAAGUCUUGGAACGACCCAUGGCAAUGGUAAUGGGUAUGGCCAUGGAUAUAACAACAACCCUAACCGAAACGGCGUCGCAAAGCACGCGAUGUCGACUGCCGCUGAGCGUCCCGGUGCACUUCCAGCAGCCUCAGUACCAGGGGGAACAGUGAGGCAGGAGGCAAAUGGCAUGCCUCAACCAACAAUGGCAGCGACUCCUGGAACUCCGACGAAGGAAGCCCAGCAGUCGGCAACAGAACCGCCAUCCCCUUCACUGGUUGCAGUGACACCAACUUCGACAGCUGACGAAGCUGAGACUAAGAGUGAAAAGAGCAGCAGCAGUUCUCGCAAGAAUAGCACUGAGCCAUUAGUAGUUAAUGGCUCCUGUGUCGGGACCAAGUCCCCGGUCACAGGUGUCGAGAAAGGUCAGUCAGUGCCAACAUCAACGCAUCCGAUCCAUGAUUAAACAGGCUUGAUAUGAGUUAUAUAACUCGAUCUCCUUUCAAUUCUACCUGAACUCCCAAGUAACGGGGGAAACGGAAGAUAUCCGAAGAUUAGAUACUGACUGGUUCAAAUAGAUGAGCUCUCCCAGCGCACGCUUGCACUGCACCUGUGAUCGCCCAUUUGCCGUUUCUCUUCUACUCCUCUUCAUUUCCAACAAUACGACAAAAUAUUCAGUGGAGAAUAAAGGACCGACCCCAUACUGAUGUGAUUGCGCUGGUUCAAAGGUAAAGAGAGGACCGACCCAAGAUUAAGCCGUCCGGCUCGAGUCCACAAUUUCCGCAACAGUAGUGUAACCAGUUAAGAGACCUUUGGAACGUGCUGCCAGCGGAACAUACUUUAUAGGGUAUACUGACUUCGUUUCACCAUCUCGAGCUGAUUUUCCCGUUUCUCAAGCUUAUUUUGUUGUUUCCCGCCAUAUUUGCAUGCUUUGCUGCCGUUAUUAUGAUUCCACUUUUUCAUACCCCCCAUACCAUCAUCCGCUUGGCGAGCCUGUUCUUCAUUUUGUUUAUGCUGAUUAUCGAUCCUUGCUGCUCAUGAAUUGUGUUUCUUUCUAUCUGCAAGGUUAUCAUCAUUUCUUUGGAAGCAUGGCGUUUGG
Messenger RNA from Trichophyton rubrum CBS 118892, 2115 nucleotides. RefSeq lists its product as uncharacterized. Gene Ontology annotation, cellular component: cytoplasm; nucleus; ribonucleoprotein complex. The record is from RefSeq and is a predicted model, not a curated record. The transcript is spliced from 4 exons. NCBI's taxonomy places the organism in Eukaryota, Fungi, Ascomycota, Eurotiomycetes, Onygenales, Arthrodermataceae. The coding region runs from base 1 to 1482 and encodes 493 amino acids. Gene Ontology annotation, molecular function: mRNA binding.